GGAGCGACCAGACUAGGAGGAAAAGCCAGAGAAACCAAAAGCCUUAAUCCCCAAGAAAAGAAAACCCAAUUCAAACAACUUUUUUUCUUCUUCUUUCCCAAGUGGCCUGCGAAGCCUUGGAGCCUUCGGUUUAUAUCAGAGUCACAUCCAGUAGUUACUCUUGCCAGCAAAAUCACAUCAAAAUCAAUCUCAAAUUCUGUGUUUUUAUCCGUUCUGUAACUGGAAUUUCAGUGCGCAUGGCGAAAUUGAGGAUUGGGGGCGCAUGGUCAGGGGUUUUGGAGGUGGAAUUGGAGGAAUGGACGGUGGUGAUGUUGAAAGAAGAAGUUGCCAAGCGGUCGGAGUGUACGGCGGCGGAGAUCAACCUGAUAUGCGCCGGCAGGGUGUUGAAAGACGGAGAUGGGGGUCAGAAGCUGAGCCAGUUGGGCGUGAAGAACAAUGCCAAGAUUUUGGCGACGCGUGUCUCUGCUGAUGAAGGCAACGCUUUGAAGGAGGGCCUGAUGGCUGAGGAGGAACGCUCUUGUCGACUUUCUCGGCUCAAGGCUGCUGUGACUGCAUUGGCUGAGAGACAUUCAGAUGGUUCAUUACCACUUGAAGAUUUCAAUAUAGAGCUGGUAAACCAAAGUGGGGAUGAAGUAAAACUGGGAUCUGAGACUGAUCAGAGGGCUGUAAUGAUGGGUCUAAUGCUUCAUACAAAUGCUAAAAAGUUAAUUGCAUCUGGAAAGUAUAAAGAUGCAUUAGAAGUGCUUGCCAUGGGAGAGGAAGCCUUUUCUCUUUGUAAAUCUGAGGUCAUUGAGCUGAUUGACAAUAUCCCAAUACUACAACUAGAUACAGUGUGGUGCUACUUCAUGCUUCAAGACAUAGAGUUGCUAUCACAAGCAGGAAUGCGCCUUUCAAAAGCUAGGCAGGGGAUUGAACGUGCUCAUGGGAAAGAAUCUAGCCGUCUUGCACUCCUUCAAAGAGGCAGACCUGAAAUUGCCUUACACCUGAGGAUGGAACUGUUGGAAGGAGUAGUGGCGUACCACAGUGGCCAGUUUGAAAAAUCUAGGCAGGCAUUAACCUCUGCACAAACUAAGUACUUCCAGCUUCAAGUUCCUGACGAAGCUCUAUCAUCGCUUGUGGGCAUGGGCUUUAAAGAAUCUGAUGCAAAAAGGGCCCUGCGCAUUAACAAUCAAGAUGUUCAGAGUGCUGUUGAUUUUCUUGUGGAUGAGAAGGCAAAACGGGCACAGAAACGGCUAGACGACAUUCAGCGAAGGAAAGAUAUCAGGGAGCAGAAGCGCUAUGGAAUGACGGCCCUUAGGAAACCAGUGAAUCUUCUUAAAUUGCAGGAAUUAACAAUAAUUGGGUUUGAGAAAGAGCUUGCUGCUGAAGCACUCCGAAUAAAUGAGAACGACCUUGAGAAGGCUCUGAGUGCAUUGACUAAUCCAGAAACUAACACUGCAAUUCAGAUUGAUCUUGAAACAAGGAAAAGGAAUAGACAGCGUCAAAAAGUAGAUGCUACUAUUGAAGAGCUUGUUUCCAUGGGUUUCCCUAGAGCAGCAGUUGUUGCUGCUGUUGAGGAAUUUGGCACAAGAGAACGAGCGCUAAACCAUCUACUCGGGCAAGCUGACCUGCCCGCUGCAGGAGGUGGGAAUGCAAGUUCUGCUGGUAGCAACAUUUUGAGCAAUGAGAAUGGCGUUGAAGCUACAUCUGGCGUCACUGAACUCGCUAGCGGUGAUGAAGCCGUUGACGGUCCAAGUCGGGUGAAAAUAGAGCGGGAUGUGGAGAUGGAAAAUGAACUCACAGGGGGGCUGCAAAGCACAGAUGCUUUCUCGGACUAUGACAUGGAUGUUACUAAAGAAGGUGAAGCUAUAAGUGUGUACUUGACUAUGCUGGCCUCUGCAGGGAACUUUGAAAAAGGCUCAUCUUCUCACUGAGAGGUAAUUAUCUUUUAAAGACUAUUAUGAACUUAUACAUAGCACAGUCCUCUGCUAUAACUUAGAAGAACUACAGGCAUUGCAGAGACAAAAUCAGCUGUACAGUGAACAAUGUUGGUAUUGGUAAGGUGGCUUUUGGAAUUUCUGUCUAUGACAGAUAAUGAAUGGAUUAGUUGACUUUUGAGACAAGA
Diospyros lotus (date-plum) is the source of this 2104-nucleotide messenger RNA. RefSeq lists its product as uncharacterized. The transcript is spliced from 11 exons. Gene Ontology annotation, biological process: regulation of ubiquitin-dependent protein catabolic process. Bases 237 to 1913 code for a protein of 558 amino acids. NCBI's taxonomy places the organism in Eukaryota, Viridiplantae, Streptophyta, Magnoliopsida, Ericales, Ebenaceae. Gene Ontology annotation, molecular function: protein binding. The record is from RefSeq and is a predicted model, not a curated record.